UCUCUGACGUCACGAGACAACCAGAAGGGUCGUGAGUAAAAUGAACGUGUGAGUUGUCUCACAUGGACGCAGAGAGCUUUCAGCUCGCGAGCUGCACAAAACGACGGAAUAACGUGUGCUGGAGAACACCUCCGGAAGCUCGAGUUCCCAUGGUGCUAUGCUUUGAUGCUGUUCUUGCAGAGGCCUGGCUCUUACUGCUGCACUCAGCAUCAGCACAUUUGACACGUUGAACGAUGCUCUGUGCUGAACCUGAUGACUUUCACUGAUCUUUAAACGCUCCAACUUUUAAACUCCAUACACACCUAUUAGCCGAUGGGGUGAUUUUACCCUCCUGGCAAAAAGAAAGCCAUCAUAAAGGCUUUGUUGUAGAAAAGAAUUGGUUCCCAGGUGAACUGAUCGAGUCGUGUUUUAUUAUUAGUGAAAAUAUAAAAAAUACAUAUUGAAAUACAGACAAAGACGGAAGCUGGACGGUCCAAAUACUCCCUCAGCUGUUGUCUAAAGUUCGGCCUGAAGACGAAGCAGCAUGGCGCGGAUGAACAGACCGGCUCCGGUGGAGGUGUGCUACAAGAACAUGAGAUUUCUCAUCACGCACAAUCCCACCAACUCCACCCUCAGCAGCUUUAAAGAGGACCUGAAGAAGUAUGGUGCUACUACAGUGGUGCGUGUGUGUGAGGUGACCUACGACAAAACGCCCCUGGAGAAGGACGGCAUCACCGUGGUGGACUGGCCGUUUGAUGAUGGAGCUCCUCCUCCCUCCAAGGUGGUGGAGGACUGGCUGAGCCUCCUGCGGAGGCGCUUCAUGGAGGAACCAGGCUGCUGCGUGGCUGUGCACUGUGUCGCAGGCCUCGGCAGGGCUCCGGUGCUGGUGGCUUUGGCUCUCAUUGAGUGUGGGAUGAAGUACGAAGAUGCGAUCCAGUUCAUCAGACAGAAGCGGCGUGGCGCGAUAAACAGCAAACAGCUGACCUAUCUGGAGAAGUACAGGCCCAAACAGAGACUGCGCUACAAACACCCGCACAUCUUCAAGAGCAAGUGCUGCAUCAUGUGACCUGAACGCUGCACCUGACCCGAACCAAGCUGAACCGAACUUCUCAGACCGGGGUGCUCUUCGCUGAACUGCUGCUUAAGCAGAGCCCUGUUUGGUCUGAAUGAAUCCCUGUUGGUGCCUAAACCUCAUCGCUCUCACCACGGAGUGAACACUGCCACGCCUCUCAGAGAGGUCAAAGGUCACCACAGGGUCUGUAAGGUGCACCAAAGAAGGUGACCUUUGACUGAUUGACCAGCUGAUAUGGAGCCAAGGGGAAUCAUGGGAAACUUUUUGCCUGCUCACCUUUCUUUAUCUGUGAAGUCUCAGGUGGUUUCAUUUUUCAGCCAUAUCUGCUCAAGUCGUCUCAGAUACUGCCGCUUACUCUUUAAUUUCCCUGUGAUGCGUAGGCAGUUCGCGAGUAAGCUCAGCGUAGACAUGGACUGAGAGGAUUUAUAGUAGGGCUCCUCUGAGUUACCGAAACUUCUUUGGCCAAAAUCUUUGCAGCUUCUUCGAGAAAGAUGUCGGCAUGAGGAAUAAAUGAAGGCUUUUUGAACUCUGCAUUAGAGUUGUGUGUAAGACUUUUUAUUUUUAUUCCACUUCUGCCAUUAUUAUAAUUAUAAUUAUUAUUAUUAUUAUUGUUUUCUACACGUCCAUGAUAUUUUCUAAUGAACUUAGAUAGAUCUAUUUCCCCCACAGAAAAAUAAACCAAAUGAAUGUAGUAAACAUGUUGCGCACCACCACGCAAGCAGUCUGCUGAGUCCGGUGUGCGUCUGUGGUAAUGAACAUGAAGGACGGACUUGCGUCCUUGGGAAGUACGUUCUUGGCAAGUAACCUUGCAAAAAUGAUGUCACAAGGACACGAGAACAGAGAAUGCACUUACGCAUGUUUGAGAUUCGCUGUGCACUUGGUACUGCGCAAAAACGUUCGUCACUUAUUUACAAUCAGUUUAAUCAUCUGUAUUGUACAAAAGCGUUUUGGUUUCCCUGGAAAACUUUUAUAUAAAUGUAAGAUUCCAAGGUGCAGUUUAAACUGUAAGUUUUAACUGACUGUUUAAGAAUGUUGUAAAAGAUAAUGGUUAAAAAAAAAAAAAACAUUCACAGUUAACCAAUGCCAAAUUAGUGCUAGCUAAGUUAACAAACGUGGCUAGUACAUCUAACGAAACAGACUUUUUCAUAUUAUGCAUUGUUUGUACCAAAUGAGCAGAUUUGACAGCUGUGUUAUUAAUUUCUCAGCCCUGUACCGUACGUCAAAUUAUGAUUCAUGUGAAUCAUUUAAUGAAAAGAAUGAAGCAGUAUUGCACAAGCAAGAGUGCUUUUAUACUGAAUAUGUGAUUCAGCUGCAGGUAUAUCACAGGUAAUCACAGCCGUGCCGCACACUUGCGAGUGUGAUAUUGCUUUUAUACAACAGUUCUGUUAAUAAGAAAUUAAUACUGAGUAAUCACGUUAGUGGACCAGAGCUAACUGUUGUAUAAGACAAUUAAAAACUUACGAGUGCUCCACCAUAGCGAUGAUGCCACAGUGAAUCAUGGGACUUUCCAUUCGUUCUCAUUGGCAAAUCACCAAUCAAUGCCUCCUCAGUUUUUGGGGAGGUUCAAGAAAACUUCCCUUUUUUUAUUGUUCUUUGGUACUUGUGUUCUUGAUUACUGGAAUGUAACUUGGGUGUUAAAAGAUGACCUCAGCCAUGGACACAGAAAAGAACACAUAUUGAGAAACACCCAUGGCCUGGCUUUGUUGUUUGAGUUUCUUAUCUGACCGCCAGUUCCUGCGACAUUUUUGUUGGGAUCCCAAUCCCCAUGCACACCUCUACUCUGCAUCACACACUGUUUAUAUCAUGUGUAUUCUCCUUUAAGCGCAGAGCUUAAUCCUUUCAGAUGUCACUUUAAUGUGUUUCAUUGUAAAACUGAAAAGAUCUUAAAAAGUUCUGAUUUUUUAAAACCUCAGGUCCUCACACGGCCUAAACAAGAGCUCAUGAACUGCUUUAAGACGUCUCUCUCUGCUUUUGAACACAUACCUCCUGCUGUACAGAGAUGCUUAUGAUAAUAAUAAAGGCUGAUUAUGAAUCA
Messenger RNA from Pangasianodon hypophthalmus (striped catfish), 3086 nucleotides. It is a transcript of the gene ptp4a3a, whose product is annotated as protein tyrosine phosphatase 4A3a. The coding region runs from base 524 to 1045 and encodes 173 amino acids. Gene Ontology annotation, molecular function: protein tyrosine phosphatase activity. Gene Ontology annotation, cellular component: nucleus. The record is from RefSeq and is a predicted model, not a curated record. The transcript is spliced from 6 exons. Lineage: Eukaryota; Metazoa; Chordata; Actinopteri; Siluriformes; Pangasiidae. Gene Ontology annotation, biological process: protein dephosphorylation.